Messenger RNA from Mauremys reevesii (Reeves's turtle), 2251 nucleotides. It is a transcript of the gene NPTX2, whose product is annotated as neuronal pentraxin 2. Bases 200 to 1531 code for a protein of 443 amino acids. The record is from RefSeq and is a predicted model, not a curated record. The transcript has 5 exons. NCBI's taxonomy places the organism in Eukaryota, Metazoa, Chordata, Testudines, Geoemydidae.
GCGACUGGAGCGGGCUCUGCUCCGAGCUGUCCGGGGCCGCCGCCGCUGCUAAUCCGGAGUGGGCAGCGCCGGGUCCCCUUGUCCCAGCCGCCCCGGAGAGCUGCACCGCGUCCCCCAAGCGAUCUCCCCGUCCCCGUCCCCGCAGCGUUCAGGGCUCGUUCCCCGUUGCCCUCGGGGGCUCCGUGCCCCGUGAGCCGGCAUGCUGGCUCUCCUGGCUGGGCUGCUGUUCUCCCUCGCCUCCGGGGCCAGCUGGCGGGGAGUGAGGGGCCAGGAGAGCCCCCCGGGGAGCCGCUUCGUGUGCACCUCCCUGCCGCUGGACGCUGCCCCCUCGGGCUGCCCGCUGCCCCCGGUGCCCAUGCAGGGGGGCGCCCUCCCUUCCGAGGAGGAGCUGAAAGCCACCGUGCUGCAGCUGCGGGAGACCAUCCUGCAGCAGAAGGAGACCAUCGGCAACCAGCGGGAGACCAUCCGGGAGCUGACCAGCAAGCUGAGCCGCUGCGAGAGCUCCCCCGGCCCCGACGGCAAGCCCGGCACUGGAGGGUGGAGGAAAGAGUUGGGCAAAGGCAAAGACACCAUGGGGGACCUGCCCCGGGACCCCACUCAGGUCAUCGACCAGCUGAGCCGGACCAUGCAGACGCUGAAGGACCGGCUGGAGAACCUGGAGCACCAACUUCGAUCCAAUGUGUCAUAUGCAGCCCUGCCUAAUGAGCUUCGAGAGAUGCUUCAAAGGAGGCUUGGAGAUCUAGAGCGCCAGCUUUUAAGCAAAGUGGCUGAACUUGAGGAUGAGAAAUCCCUGCUUCAUAAUGAAACUUCAGCCCAUCGGCAAAAGACAGAAACAGCCCUGAGUGCAUUGCUAGAAAGAGUUUCUGAAUUAGAAAAAGGAAGCAGUGCAUUUAAAUCACCGGAUGAAUUCAAGGUCGGUCUCCCUCUUCGCACAAAUUAUUUAUAUGGGAAGAUCAAGAAGACUCUGCCAGAGUUGUAUGCAUUCACUGUGUGCUUGUGGCUGAGGUCGAGUGCUUCUCCUGGAAUUGGAACACCAUUCUCCUAUGCUGUCCCUGGGCAGGCUAACGAAAUUGUUCUGAUAGAGUGGGGCAAUAAUCCAAUCGAAUUGCUAAUUAAUGACAAGGUUGCCCAGCUUCCUCUGUUUAUUAGUGAUGGAAAGUGGCAUCAUAUCUGCAUCACAUGGACCACGAGAGAUGGCAUGUGGGAGGCUUUUCAGGAUGGAGAGAAACUUGGCACUGGGGAAAACUUAGCCCCUUGGCACCCAAUUAAACCUGGAGGGGUUCUGAUUUUGGGUCAGGAGCAGGACACGGUUGGAGGAAGAUUUGAUGCAACUCAAGCCUUUGUUGGGGAGAUGAGCCAGUUCAAUAUAUGGGACAGGGUCUUAAAAGCAGAAGAUAUCAUGAAUAUUGCUAACUGCUCUACCAACAUGCCUGGAAACAUCAUACCCUGGGUUGAUAACAAUGUUGACGUAUUUGGAGGUGCAACUAAAUGGCCCGUGGAGACAUGUGAAGAGCGUUUGCUAGAUUUAUAGCUACAAUCAUUUUUCUAUUUAAGUGCCCCAUUUUAUUAGGACAAUUUCUUGUAAGGUCUGUCACACUUAUUUCCCCACCAAAUGAAUUGGGGGAAAAAAUCCUGAGUAAACUACUUGGGUACAAAUAAAGCUGGUAGUUCUUGGCAUGAAUCCUGAAGAUGAAAGAGGCACCUGUUGGCUCAAAUAGCAGUUGUCUUAAGGCAGAUCCAAAGGCACCUAUUGAGUUCAAUAGGCUUUGGAUCUGGUUCUUGCUUGGUACACUAAUUCUUCUGGGGGAAUAUCUCCUGCAAAUGUUACCUAUAUCAAGUGGCAGAAUUUCUCCUCCCUGAUAACAUGUGAUACAAACAAAGCACAAAGCUUUUUAAGAGGCAAAACAUACACCUUGGUAUUGAAUCUUCCCCCCCACCUCUAUUCAAUACUUUCUUUUACAACCUUUUUAAAGAAAUUAGGUAAUCCUUAUACUACAUUUACCACAUCUUAAUUCAACACACCUGAGACCUGCAGAUAGUAGCAGAAUAGCCACUACCCGCAUUACAGAAGGUAACUGCUUUACAAUUUAGACAAGCUAGAAUUCUUGUCUUGUGGUAUGUCAUGACCUAAACACUCUGCUUCCUUCCCCAGACCUGAAGAAGAGCUCUGUGUAGCUCACAGGUUUGUACCUUCAACCAAUAGAAGUUGGUCCAAUAAAAGAUAAACACCCCACUCCAUCCCCAUCUUGUU